AUGAGCAAUUCCCCUUACAACGCCAAGAUCAAGUCCGUAGAGGCUUUGGACCAGGGCAAGUGGAUCCAGACCAGAAAGAUCAACUGGAUUGAUCCCGCUGGCAAGGAAAGGGUUUGGGAAAUGGCUGUGAGAACGACGAGAACUGAAACUACUGGUUUGGAUGCUGUGUCUAUCUUUGCUCUUCUUAAGAAGAAGGGACAUCCAAGUGACCUUGUGCUUGUUAAGCAAUUCAGACCUCCAUGUGAGAAGGUGGUGAUUGAAAUGCCUGCUGGUCUCAUUGACCCUAAUGAGUCGGUGGAGGCUACUGCUGAGAGAGAGUUGAUUGAAGAGACUGGCUAUCACGGAAAGACAACCAGUGGUUCUCAUAAUAACAUUACCUUGUUUAGUGACCCAGGCCUUACGAACGCUAAUAUGGCUUUAGUCACCGUGGAUGUGGACAUGGAAGAUCCACGUAACCAGAACCCUCAGCCCCAGAACGACGAAGGAGAGUUCAUUGAGGUGUUCACGUUGCCAAUUAACGAUCUUUUGAAGGGACUUGAGGAUGUGUGCAAGAAGGAAGGCUGCGUUGUGGAUGCCAGGUUGUACCACUUUGCUGCUGGAAUUGAUGUGGCCAAAAGGGCCUUUGAGUAG
Molecule: messenger RNA, 630 nt
Organism: Candidozyma haemuli
Lineage: Eukaryota; Fungi; Ascomycota; Pichiomycetes; Serinales; Metschnikowiaceae
Gene: YSA1
Product: ADP-ribose diphosphatase
Exons: 1
Coding region: 1-630 (209 amino acids)
Biological process (GO): nucleoside phosphate metabolic process; ribose phosphate metabolic process
Cellular component (GO): nucleus
Molecular function (GO): ADP-ribose diphosphatase activity
Source: RefSeq, a predicted model, not a curated record